AGAUAUAUUAAUGAAUGCGCCGACAACAAUAUUUAAUCAUCCCGAUGUCAGCAUUUCAAAAGACUUUUGGGCCCUCCUCCAUCUCCUCUACAAGCGAAUCCUCCUGCUAAAAUAUAUUUGUGACUUUAUUUGCCAUCGCAUUAAGUCCAUCAAUCUUCAAUCACAAUCUGCGACCAAUCCCCUCUUCUUCAGAAACGCAAAGCUCAAUUGAUCAAUAUGUCGGAUCCUAAGUUAGUAUGGAACCCAGAUAAUGUUCGUGACGUCGCGGAAUCUGUCGGUAUUUCACAACUGGGAGAAGAAGCAGUGAGGGCAUUAUCACAGGAGGUCGAAUACCGGGUCGGACAAGUCAUUGUCGAAGCAAUGCGAUUUAUGCAUCAAGGGAAAAGAACAGUAUUAGGAACACAAGAUAUUUCGCAGGCGCUCAAAGUACUAGAUGUUGAACCACUCUAUGGUUACGAGUCGACGAGGCCACUGAGAUUUGGGGAGGCAAGCUUAGGUCCUGGCCAACCACUCUUUUACAUUGAGGAUGAAGAAGUAGAUUUUGAGAAACUGAUCAAUGCGCCUCUACCAAAGGUCCCUAGGGAUAUGUCAUUUACUGGUGAGAAAGAAAAUAUCAAAGCUAAGAGCGUGAAUAUGGUGCUAAUAUUAUUCAACAGCACAUUGGCUCGCGGUCGAAGGCGUCCAGCCAUCAAUUCCGCAAAAUCCAACGACAGCAGAAGCUCGUGCUAACGACCUGGUACCUAAAGGUCCGGGUGCAAACCCAGCUCUCGGAGCUUUGGCUGGCAAUGAUAAUGUUUCCGUCAAGCCUUUAGUCAAACACAUUGUGUCGAAAGAGUUGAUACUAUUCUUCGAUAAAAUCCGCGCAGCUAUUCUAGAUGAUGACAAUGAUCCAGAGGUUGUUACAUUACGGGAAUCCGCCCUGGAAAGUGUAAGAUCAGACCCGGGUCUUCAUCAAUUGGUGCCAUAUUUUGUUCAUUUCAUUGCGGAGAAAGUUACUCAUUCCUUGGGCAAUCUUUUCGUAUUACAACAAAUGUUGAAAUUAUCAGAUGCCCUCAUUUCAAAUAAAACCCUCUUUGUCAAUCCUUACAUAUCCAGUCUUUGCCCACCUAUUCUCACAUGUCUAGUCGGCCGCACACUUGGCACAGGAGCCUCGGAUGAAUUAAAGGAAAAAUAUCAACUGCGGGACACGGCAGCAUCUCUCAUUGGCGUUAUCUCGAAGAAAUACACGGAAUCAAACGCACAGCUUAGGGCAAGGCUAGCAAGGUCAUGCCUAAAGUUCUUCCUAGAUCCAACACGCUCUCCGGGAGAAUAUUAUGGGGCUAUCAGUGGACUUCUGGCAAUCGGUGGUCCUGAUGGUGUUAGAGCUCUCAUUCUUCCAAACUUGAACGCUUUCGAUUAUGUUUUAAACAAGCUGAGGAGUGACAGGACGGGGGACGAUAAGGAAAUACAGAUGUUGAUUGCGGUACUUAUGAAGGCUGUUAUGAGUCUUUCUCAGGAAUCUGAAAUUCAUAUAAAUGGUACAAACGGUGCCAAUGGUAAUGGAAUGAAUGGCUUGAUGGAUAUAGAUGACGAUGAGGGAAAAGAACUGGAAGAGUAUCUGGGACCCACUAUCGGAAAAAGGGUGCGAAAUGUAAGGGAUCAUAAGUUGAACAAGGCAAUUUUAGAAACGAGAGAGAAGAACUAGAGACAUUGUAGUAUAUGGAGCUGCAUGUCGAGACAUUAUGGGCGUUUAAGGGUGUAUCUGGGAAGUAUGGAUUUGGCCAGGGAUCGAUAUAAGGGUAUUUACUUCUACUACCUACUCAAAUAUGCAGAUGAUAUUACGGCAUCCCUUUUGCAUUCAUUAAUGAGUAGGGAUGUACCUUAGUGGGAAAUAAUGAAUUACAAUAAUUGACACUUGGAUGGAACUCCCUAUUGAUGAAUCACUUCGUGUACAUAUAUUUUUCUGUGUCAAAUU
Molecule: messenger RNA, 1954 nt
Organism: Sclerotinia trifoliorum
Lineage: Eukaryota; Fungi; Ascomycota; Leotiomycetes; Helotiales; Sclerotiniaceae
Source: the annotation of a GenBank genome assembly